AUGGACACGACGGAGGAACUCGCCGCUACGAACACGACGGUUGCUAAUUUUGUUGACCGUCAAAAAUUCGUUGAUGUGAAUCGAAAUGAGAAGAAAAAAGACGAAGAUAAAGUCGGCUCCAAUGACGGUAAUCGGAUGAAAAGUACGACGAAAACUGUAAUAAUCAAUCGUGUCAACAAUAGCGCAGUAAAGAAACACGAGCGAUAA
Molecule: messenger RNA, 207 nt
Organism: Angiostrongylus costaricensis
Lineage: Eukaryota; Metazoa; Nematoda; Chromadorea; Rhabditida; Metastrongylidae
Source: the annotation of a GenBank genome assembly